AUGCAGCCGAGCAACAGCGCCAUGAGCCUCAACCUGCCGCUGCGCACCAGCAACAGCCGCCGCAACCAGGACAGCCGCAACUACUUUACGAGCUACACGCCGCCGAGCUCGACCGAGGCCAUCAAUGGGCCCGUCAGGGAGCCGGCGCGCGAGCAGCCGCCCAUAAGCGACAGGCUGAUUGUGGGCGUCGAUUUUGGGACCACAUUUUCGGGCGUCGCGGCCGUUUACACCUCUACCCCCGACGACAUUGAAAUCAUCAAGACGUGGCCAGGCGGCAAUGGCAUCACGUCGGACAAGGUCCCCACCGAGAUUGCCUACGACUUCCCGGCCAACUCGACCCCGGGAUCCGAACCGACGGCGAAAUGGGGCUUCCAGUUCAGGCCCGAGGAGUCGCGGCUGCGGUGCAUCAAGCUGUUCCUCGACCGCUCCCAGAAGCUGCCCUUCUACGUCAGCCCGCUCGACACGGCCGCCCAGCUGAAGCGCUUCAACAAGAACGUCGUCGACGCCGUCAGCGACUACCUGACCCAGAUAUACAAGCACACCAUGGACACGCUGACCCGGCGGUACGGCGAGUCCUUCAUGGCGUCGACCAAGGUCGAGUUUGUCCUGACCUGCCCGGCCGUCUGGAGCGACGCCGCCAAGAACACGACGCUGCAGGCGGCCGAGCGGGCGGGCAUGGGGAGCCGGUCCGAGAUUCAGAUGAUUAGCGAGCCGGAGGCGGCGGCCGUCUACACGCUCAAGGCCAUCCAACCGAACCACCUCAACGUCGGGGACAAUUUCAUCGUCUGCGACGCGGGUGGCGGCACGGUAGACCUUAUCGCGUACAAAAUCAUGUCCCUCAAGCCGCUCCGCGUCGAAGAGUCGGCCGUCGGCACCGGCGGCCUCUGCGGCAGCGCGUUCCUCAACUACAGAUUCGAAGAGCACGUCAGGAGCAGACUCGGCCAGACGCGCUUCGACGAGAUGAAGACGAAAAAGGGCAAGACGUGGCAGAUGGGCCUCAAGUACUUUGAGGAGUUUGUCAAACGUAACUUUAACGAGGACGAGUAUCAGGAGGUCAACGUUCCGUUCCCGGGCCUUCCCGACGACGAAGAGGCCGGCCUCGACUCGGGGUUCCUGGUCAUGACCGGGGACCAGAUCAAGGACAUCUUUGAGCCGGUGGUCAAGGAGGUGUGCGACCUGGUGUACGGGCAAGUCGAGAACCUGCGGGCCAAGGGCGGCAUCGUGUCGGGUAUCGUGCUGGUCGGUGGCUUUGGCCAGAGCGACUACCUGUACCGGCGGCUAAAGCAGCACUUUACGAGCGCGGCGCCGCCCCCGUAUAGCGAGCGGCCGACACACGCGAGCGCGAGCGCGACACAGGACGGUGGGUCAAUCGAGGUGAUGCAGCCCGUGUACGCGUGGACGGCCGUGGUGCGUGGGGCGGUGCUGCGCGGGCUCGAGGGCAACAUGGUCAUCUCGCGCAAGUCGAGGAUGCACUACGGCACGUCGUACGCGACCGUCUAUGACGAGGAGAAGCACUCGGUCAGCGAGCGGUACUGGUCGCCGCUGUGGGAGCGGUGGAUGGUGUCGGACCGGAUGCAGUGGCACAUUGCCAAGGGCGAGGCGCUCUCGCCCCUUUCGCCGAUUGCGUUUCACUACACGCGCAACUUUCGUCCCGGCCAGUCGCUCAUCGUGACGGACGACCUGAUUGCGUGCGACGCCGACGAGCCGCCCACGGCGUACACGCGGGACCUGAUCCACGUGUGCACGCUGACGACGGACCUGAACGCCGUGCCGCGGAGCCUGUUUACGCGGCUGACGACGACGCGGGGCGUCGAGUUCGACAACCUCGACUUUACGCUCGAGAUGAUUGUGGACAGCGCGGGCCUGGGCUUUGAGCUCAAGGUGGACGGCGUGCGGUACGGGCGGGUGGAGGCCGAGUUUCACUGA
Molecule: messenger RNA, 1926 nt
Organism: Purpureocillium lilacinum
Lineage: Eukaryota; Fungi; Ascomycota; Sordariomycetes; Hypocreales; Ophiocordycipitaceae
Molecular function (GO): ATP-dependent protein folding chaperone; ATP binding
Source: RefSeq, a predicted model, not a curated record